Molecule: messenger RNA, 3216 nt
Organism: Drosophila persimilis
Lineage: Eukaryota; Metazoa; Arthropoda; Insecta; Diptera; Drosophilidae
Gene: Best1
Product: bestrophin-4
Exons: 8
Coding region: 589-2925 (778 amino acids)
Molecular function (GO): chloride channel activity
Source: RefSeq, a predicted model, not a curated record
GUGGAGCGCGGAAGUGUUCGCCGAAAGAGAGAGAGCAAACGGCCAGACCAAAGCAGAGCACAGUACGCGAUUUUUUUGAAUGACUGUUGGGCAUGGCUGCAUUUGUGUCGGUGUGUGUGUGGACAGAACUUCGGCGGCAGCGACAAACGAAAACGUCAAAAACAACGUAAAAAAUAGUGAAGCAUAAAAGCAAAAACUGAAGAAAAACCCAAGAAGCAACCGCGUGCCCGUCCAAGUGUGUGUAUGUGUGUGUGUUUCAGUGUGUCUGUGCGUGUGUCUUCUUGUUGUUAUUGUGUUUGUGAAUAGUGGGAAGUGUUUUUGUUUUGUUACCUUCUGGCGUACCCUACCCUACCCUACCCUACCCUACCUGGAAGGGGCUAAUGCAGGAAUCUGUUCGGUUCUGCCGCUUUGCAUGGCGUGCCGGGAACACCAGCAACAACAUGCACAAAUAGUAGCAUUCGCCUGUAAAUGUAAAUGCAAAAAAGUGAUGACUGAGACGCGAUAAGAGGCAGACAGCAUCGAGGGACUACAACCGCACAAUCUCAGCCAUAAUAAAGAACUAAAAAAAAUUAAAAAUAUACUGCUACAAUGACAAUUACGUACACGGGUGAAGUGGCCACUUGUCGCGGCUUUGGCUGCUUUCUCAAAUUGUUGCUCAGAUGGCGCGGAAGCAUUUACAAGCUGGUCUGGCUGGAUCUGUUGGCCUUCCUCACCAUCUAUUAUGUUAUCAAUAUGGUAUAUCGGUUCGCUCUCAAUCCCACCCAGAAGGAGACCUUCGAGGCCAUCGUUCAGUACUGCGAUAGUUAUAGUGAUCUCAUACCCCUCUCCUUCGUGCUGGGCUUCUAUGUGUCCAUCGUGAUGACCCGCUGGUGGAACCAGUACACCUCCAUACCCUGGCCGGAUCCUAUCGCCGUCUUUGUCAGCUCCAAUGUGCACGGCCAGGACGAGCGUGGACGCAUGAUGAGGCGCACCAUCAUGCGAUAUGCCUGCCUUUGCCUGACCAUGGUGCUGGCGAAUGUGUCACCGCGGGUGAAGAAGCGUUUUCCGGGACUCGACAAUCUGGUGGAGGCGGGUCUGCUCAACGACAACGAGCGCACCAUCAUCGAGGCCAUGAACAAGUCCUUUCCGCGACCCUCCAAGCACUGGCUGCCGAUUGUCUGGGCCGCCAGCAUCAUCACCCGCGCCCGGAAGGAGGGACGCAUCCGCGAUGACUUCGCCGUGAAGACCAUCAUCGAUGAGCUGAACAAGUUCCGGGGCCAGUGCGGACUCCUGAUCAGCUACGACACGAUCAGUGUGCCCCUGGUCUACACCCAGGUGGUUACCCUGGCCGUGUACUCGUACUUUCUCACCUGCUGCAUGGGCCAGCAGUGGAUCGACGGGAAGGUGGUGGGCAACACCAGCUACCUGAACAAGGUGGAUCUGUACUUCCCGGUCUUCACCACGCUGCAGUUCUUCUUCUACAUGGGCUGGCUGAAGGUGGCCGAGUCCCUGAUCAAUCCCUUUGGGGAGGACGAUGAUGACUUCGAGGUCAACUGGAUGGUGGACCGCAAUCUGCAGGUCUCCUACCUGAUUGUCGACGAGAUGCAUCACGACCAUCCCGAACUGCUCAAGGAUCAGUACUGGGACGAGGUGUUCCCCAACGAGCUGCCCUACACCAUAGCCGCGGAGCGUUUCCGCGAGAAUCACCCGGAGCCGUCCACUGCCAAGAUCGAGGUGCCCAAGAGCGCGGCCAUGCCCUCGACGAUGUCCUCCGUGCGCAUCGAUGAAAUGGUUGGUAAUGAUACUGCCGCCCCCACUGCCGUUGCCCCAAUCAACACCAUGCCGCCCGUCGCCGAACAGGCGGAGGGCGUGCCCCUGCAGGCAGUAACCUAUGACUUUCCCAAGGGCUCGCCAGAUGAGGAGGCCGAUGAUGCCAGCGGGAUACACUUCUCGGCGGGCAAUGGAAAAAUGCGCCUGGGCUCGUCCCCGUCGCUGGUCAGCGUAUCGGGGACGUUGUCACGCGUGAAUACCGUGGCCUCGGCCCUCAAGAGGUUCCUCAGUCGCGACGACAGUCGACCGGGAUCGGCCACGCCCAGCGAUGAUCAGAAACCGUACAAGUUCCCGGCCAGCGCCAGCUCGGCCAGUCUCACGGCUGGAAACGUGGGAUCGGCCACUUCGGCCGGCAAGCCAGCGGGUAGCCUGCGGAUCACCCAGCAGGUCAUCGAGGAGGUGGACGAGCAGGCCACCAUCACCUCCAUGCGCGCCAACGAGCCGCGACCCAAUGUCAUGAAUAUCUUUGGCCCAGGAACGGCAGGAGGAGUCGCUGCCGCAAUGCAGCCGCCACCUCCGGCUCAUUCACAGCCGGUGGACAUUCCGGCACGUCCGCUGGAGUACAAUCGCGCCCACUCGCAGUACGAGCCCAGCCUGUUCCCGCCCGGCGGAGUGGAUGCUCUGCUGAGCACGUCGGCACCAGCCGGAGGCAGUCCCUCGCUGCUGUCGAACGCCGCAACGGCCCCCAGCUCCCCGGUGGGGGACAGCAGCAAGUCGCUGUAUGACCCACAGAAGGCCGCCAGUCGGGAGACGGAGAGGCCCGAUGCACCGCAGGUUUUCAGGUGGUUCAUCACGAACGUGGAGAACAUGGACCUCAAGUCCUCCAGUGAUAUGCUGGCCGGUAGUGCCGCUGCCGAGCCCGAGGACGAGGGAGAUGACUUCGAGAAACUGAAGGCCGCCCGCGAAAAGGAGAAGCUGGUGCGACAGCAAAAGAAUCUGGCCCGAACCAUCAGCACGGCCCCGGGCGUGGAUGCCGCCGCUGUGGCCCAGGCCCAGGCCCAGGCGAUGACUGCCCAGGCGAAUGCCGUACUCACGGCCGUGGCCUCAAGUGCCGAUCUCCUCGCCGGCGCGGAUCUUGUGCCCAGCUCCACAAUGAAGUCGGAUAAUGCCGCGUAGAACGGCAGCUGGAGCGACGCCUAGUAUUCCUAGUAUUCUGUUGUACAAUUCUUGUGUCGUACAAUUACGUAGCCUAAGUCUAGUGCAUUAUUUAAUUUACUUACCUUAGCUGCUAAGCUAAACGCUGAUGAACUUAAUAUUGGACAGAUUAAGAAUGCUCAUAACGUCUAAACGAGCUUGAGUGAGGAUGGACCUAAUUAACGCUGUUGAUAACACACACAAAUACAAUACUAAACGCUAAGUAGAAAGUUAUUUGAAUUUUUACAAAUAUAAGCUAUUUUUGUAAAAGAG